AUGGGUGGCCAGAUGCAGCAGAGCAAUGCCGCCGCGGCUACUGCUCUGUACGACCACGCCACCGGCGCUCCUGCCGGGCCUCUGCACAAUGCGGGGCCUGCCGGCGAUGCUGGUGAUGCAGUCAUGGCCCGGUGGCUCCAGUCCGCUGGGUUACAGCAUCUGGCCUCACCAUUGGCUUCCACGGGAAUCGACAACCGUAUGCUCCCCAAUCUCCUCAUGCAGGGCUAUGGCGCUCAAUCUGCUGAAGAGAAACAGAGGCUUGUCAAAUUAAUGCGAAACCUCAAUUUUAAUGGGGAGUCUGGUUCUGAGCCAUAUACACCUACAGCACAAACUUCAGGUGGGGCUCCAUCUGAUGGUUUGUAUUCUCCGGAGUUCAGGGGGGAUUUUGGAGCUGGGCUGUUGGACCUUCAUGCUAUGGAUGAUACUGAGCUUCUGUCUGAGCAUGUCAUCCCUGAACCCUUUGAGCCAUCGCCAUUUAUGCCUGGUGGUAAAGCUUUUGAUGAUGAAUUCAAUUUGACAAGUGGUAGGCAGCAAAGAGUACUACCUGAUCCAGAUGCAUCAGUUCCAGUAGCCCAGAGUGACAAGGAGAGCACAAAGGAAACUAAUGUGGCUAAGAUUAAAGUUGUGGUACGCAAAAGACCUUUAAAUAAGAAGGAGCUUUCGCGGAAGGAGGAGGAUAUUGUUUCUGUAUAUGACAAUGCUUAUUUGACAGUCCAUGAACCCAAACUAAAGGUGGACUUGACUGCAUACGUGGAGAAACAUGAAUUUUGUUUUGAUGCUGUUCUGAAUGAGUAUGUUUCAAAUGAUGAGGUAUACCGGGCCACUGUAGAACCAAUUAUUCCCAUUAUUUUUGAGCGAACAAAGGCUACAUGUUUUGCUUAUGGUCAAACAGGUAGUGGCAAGACAUUCACAAUGCAACCGUUACCUAUCAGGGCUACAGAAGACCUGGUUAGAUUGUUACAUCAGCCAGUUUACCGUAACCAGAGAUUCAAAUUGUGGCUUAGCUACUUUGAGAUUUAUGGAGGAAAGCUCUUUGAUCUUCUCAGUGAGAGGAAGAAACUUUGUAUGAGAGAAGAUGGACGGCAACAAGUUUGCAUUGUUGGACUGCAAGAAUUUGAAGUUUCAGAUGUACAAAUUGUUAAAGAAUUUAUUGAGAGAGGGAAUGCUGCUAGAAGUACAGGGUCAACUGGUGCUAAUGAAGAGUCUUCUAGGUCUCAUGCUAUUUUACAACUCGUUGUGAAAAAGCACAGUGAGGUAAAAGAUUCUAGGCGGAACAAUGAUGGAAAUGAAUCUAGAAGUGGGAAGGUUGUGGGGAAGAUCUCUUUCAUCGAUCUUGCUGGUAGUGAAAGGGGUGCUGACACCACUGAUAAUGACCGACAAACAAGAAUUGAGGGAGCAGAAAUUAACAAGAGCCUUUUGGCUCUAAAGGAGUGUAUUCGUGCUCUGGACAAUGACCAGAUCCAUAUACCUUUCCGUGGAAGCAAACUCACAGAAGUGCUCCGUGAUUCCUUUGUUGGCAAUUCAAGGACUGUUAUGAUAUCUUGCAUUUCUCCAAAUGCAGGGUCAUGCGAGCAUACACUUAACACUUUGAGAUAUGCGGAUCGGGUUAAAAGUCUUUCAAAAGGUGGCAAUGCUAGAAAGGAUCAAGCAGUAAAUUCAUUACCACCAACUAUUAAGGAUGUUUCAUCGACAUCAUCUACGCUGGUUUCUGCUGAGGUAGAGGAUGUCCGUGAGCAACGUCAAGAAGUUAAAGUAGCUGAUACAGGCAGAAGAGCUGUGGAGAAAGAAAGUUUCACAUAUAUUCCAACUGUUGAGUUUGACAAGCAGCCUGCAAAGUUGUCAUCAAGUAACCCCAUUAGUAUUCGGGAAGAAAGCGGGGUGGCUUCUGGUGUAAUGGAUAGGGAGAGAUUUGAAAUUAAUAAUUCUUAUGGCGAUUCUUACAGCCAGAAGAUGCUCUAUUAUUCCCAAAACUCGGGUGAUACAGAAGAGAAAGUACAAAAAGUGUCACCACCUCGUAGGAAAGUAACCAAGGAUGAAAAAUCAGAAAAGUUGGGUAAUUGGCUUAAAAAAGGUGGAUCUGAUCUCUCUACCACAAGUUCUAAGCAGCAAAAUACAGGAAAUUAUAACACAAGCAAUGUUGGAUCCAAACAAUCUGAGCCUCAACUUCCUGAUGGGCAUAUCAAUGCCAUUCUCGAGGAAGAAGAGGCCCUAAUUGCUGCCCAUAGAAAAGAAAUUGAGGAUACGAUGGAAAUUGUUCGCGAAGAAAUGAAACUGUUGGCAGAAGUGGACCAACCAGGGAGCCUGAUAGACAACUAUGUGACCCAGUUGAGCUUUGUGCUUUCUCGCAAGGCAGCUGGUCUGGUUAGCCUUCAAGCCCGUCUUGCAAGAUUCCAGCAUAGACUAAAAGAGCAGGAAAUACUAAGUCGCAAAAGAGGACCUCGUUAA
Messenger RNA from Prunus armeniaca (apricot), 2445 nucleotides. NCBI's taxonomy places the organism in Eukaryota, Viridiplantae, Streptophyta, Magnoliopsida, Rosales, Rosaceae. The record is from the annotation of a GenBank genome assembly.